AGUGGGUCCUAUAUGGUUUUCCUUGUUCUUAGGUUAAAGUUUCAACCAAUGAUUCAUUAGUUGAUCAAAAGAUUCAUGUUACUAGACAAAAACCAGAGGCUAUUGAUAAGGAGACACUUCAAACUAUGGAUCCAUCAAAGAUAAGAGGAUUUAGCCAACAUGUUGGACAGCUGAUCAUUGGACUAGGCAAUUCUUGCUUCAAAAAAGAAUGUCUUGGCCUUUUGCUCCAUGAGACAAAGAUACUGAUAACAUGCCUGUCUACAUCACCCAGGUAUUGUACAUAUAUCAAAGAUAAAUUAGGUCCAGAAGACAAAGCUACUCUGCAUUUUAUUGGACCUUAUGAUAUAUUAAAGGCAAGGGAGAGGAGCCAGCUGAUAAAAGCUUUUCUACGUUUAGGAAACCGACAAAGAUUAGGAAUACCAAAAGUAUAAUCUGCCUUUUGUGUUACUAGAAUCUGCUCACCCUAUCAAAGCUAAAGUGAAUACCAAAGUUGAUUCAUAGUAAUGAAUAUAGAGGUGUAAUACCACCAAAUCAUGGUACGUCACAUCUGGUUGCAUACGAAAGUAGGUCUUAAAAAAUAUUCCCUUGAAUUUGACCGUUGUAGGUAAUUAAUCCUACAUUUUAUUGCAGUAAAACUAUUUCUGUGUCAUAAACAUAUGUCUUGGGUAUUUCAAAACACCAUUAUUUUUAUUUGUGAUUUCUAUAGAAAAUUUUGUAAUCUUGAGGUUACAUGGUUACUAAACCUUGUACACAGAUAGAAUAAGAGGAGAAAUUUGAUUGGUUAACUUCCAAUGAUUUUUAUUUUCUUAUAUGCAAUGAAAUGUUAUGUGAAACUUUUUCUAUAGAACUGGACAGGAUAAAACUUUACUCAUGCCAAGUAUUUCUUUAUUUGAAACAAAGAUAAAUUCUGCACAAUUUUUUGAAAAGUGCAAAUUUAACAAAGACUAAUAGGGGAAAAUCAAUGAUGGUAUUACACCUAGAGGUGGAAUCUCUUAAAAUACAUUUAUUUUUUAGUACAAAAUCUUAGUGAAAUUGUUGCCACAACAUUUUGUAAUUCAAGAACAAAGCAACAAAAAGUUUAUUUAUACAGCAUCAGAGUUAUUUUCAGAGCUAGAUAUAAAGAUAUGUAUAUAUAUUAACAUUAUUGUGACAUAGGAAAUGUACUAGAAAAUGCAAGAAUGGUGAAAUUCA
Messenger RNA from Mytilus trossulus (common blue mussel), 1191 nucleotides. RefSeq lists its product as uncharacterized. The transcript is spliced from 2 exons. The coding region runs from base 126 to 431 and encodes 101 amino acids. The record is from RefSeq and is a predicted model, not a curated record. Lineage: Eukaryota; Metazoa; Mollusca; Bivalvia; Mytilida; Mytilidae.